CCCGCGGCCGGCGGAAGCGCUCGGGCCGCGUUCCCUGCGAGCGGCGCCGCCGCGGCCGGAGGCGGAGAUGGCGCGGGCGGGCUGAGCCGCCAUGGUGCCGUGCGGGGCCGUGCUGUGGCGGCGGCUGCUGAGGAAGCGCUGGGUCCUCGGCGUCGUCUUCGGGCUGUCCCUCGUGUACUUCCUCAGCAGCACCUUCAAGCAGGAAGAACGGACGGUGAGAGACCGGAACCUCCUCCAGGUGCAGGAGCACGAGCAGCCCAUCCUGUGGAAGGAGCAGUUCAGCUCGGGGAACAGCAGCCACCUGAGCAACCAGUGCCGGAACUCCGUGCAGGGGAAGCUGCUCAUCACGGACGAGCUGGGCUACAUCUGUGAGAGGAAGGACUUGCUGGUCAAUGGCUGUUGUAAUGUCAACGUGCCCAGUACAAAGCUGUACAGCUGUGACAGCUGCCUUCCCAACGGCUGCUGCAGUGUGUAUGAGUACUGUGUGUCCUGCUGCCUGCAGCCCAACAAGCAACAUCUUCUGGAACGCUUCUUGAACCGGGCAGCUAUUGCUUUCCAAAACCUCUUCAUGGCAGUUGAAGAUCGUUUUGAGUUGUGUCUGGCGAAAUGUAGGACUUCAUCACAGAGCGUGCAGCACGAGAACACCUAUAGAGAUCCCAUUGCAAAGUACUGCUAUGGCGAGUAUCCCCCGGAGCUGCUGCCUGUUUGAAGGCUGCGUGAUCGGAGCAGCAAGGCGAAGGAACUGGAGACUAGAAUCCCAAAGAGCGAGACAACAGCUGUUGCUCUACAAGAGCCUCAGUGUAAAUGGUUUAUGGUGGUUUUGGUGGCAAACGCAGAGGUGUACAGAGGAAGCAAGAGACUUAAGUUCUGUGGAAUUGAAUCUUGCUUUCUUCAGCUGACGUUGUGCACCUGCUUUGGAGCAUUGGAAGGGCGUUCUGUGAAUCAUUCUUCUACAGUGGUUUGUGUUUUAGGAUGCAUGGAGUGGAUCUAGCCUAUAAAAUAUCAUAGAGAAAAAAUCUAAUGUAGCUUUGCAGCUGUACCUGUAGGUUCAGUAGCCUCUGCAGUCCAGAGACUUCUCAGAAUGACAAUAAUAAUGACAGAAUCUUUGCUUGCAGAGAGUAAAGCGUGCCUGUUUUUACUCCGGAGUACUGUCCUGAUGUGCAUGGUGUACACUACAUAUGUAAUUAUGAAUUAUUUAUUCAGUUUAUAUGGAUUUCUAGCUGAAAAUAUUGAUGCUUUGCAUAGCUGGUUGUCGAUGCCUUUCGGCUCCUGUUUCUUUGUAUCAUGUAAAAAGGAUAUUUUACAUCCUGACUAAAAUUGGUUGGUGUUUUUCCUCCUUUGUCUAAGGGGUUUGUAUUGGGCUUUGUGGCUAUAGUGCUUAUAUUCCGCUUGGUGAAAGUUUAAAGCGUUUGGAACUCCAAUGGAGUUGUGAUCAGUGGAAGUCCCAUUGCAUGAGAGAAGAGCAGGGAUCCCCCUGUGACGGGACCGUUAUUGUCUGCAAGUGCUUUCCUUAGUGCUCUGCAGCAGUUUCCUCCAAGAGGAGCAUUAGCCUUGCGAACAGCUCUCUGCCAGUCCACUUUCUCAGAGGAAGCAAAGAAAGUUUAUUUGCUUGAACUUGUUCAGGUCCUGGUAAUUCAAUUGUACUUCACUUCUGGUUGUGCAGGAGGCAAAAGGGUGGAGUUCUUCCGGGAUCCUUGUCUAAUGACGUCCUUGUUCAUGAGGUAAUUGUGCUAGAAUGUUAGAAUAUGGUGCAAGCCCUUCUCUGGGGACAGCCGUGUUGUGUGAGCUCAGUUAAACCAUCAGGGUGUUUUACUUUGCUGUUUGACAUGCUGCUCUGAAGUUUCAGCCCGAUCAGAGUGGCAGUAGAACAUUCUCCCAGUUUUCUAUGGUUGACUCAUUAAGUAAGGCUGCUCAGCACAGGGAAGAUGGACAGAGAACGUGUAAGAUAUUGACUAAAUCUGUGCUCUCCCCACAUGUCGCUAUGUGAAGGCCAAGCACCAGCCAAAACUGGGCUGCUUUUUGCUAUGCAAAGCCUCACUUCCCUUGUUUUCACCCUAGCCAUUUCUGUGCAGCGAGGGCACUUCAAUUAUUCUGACUUUGUGUAUGCAUGUUUAAAUUGCUGUUUCCUAUUCCAUCUGAAAGAAAAACAAUCUACAGAGGCUUUGUGAUAAAACAAGCACAGUGGUGGAGGAUCCUGGUGCAAAAGAUAUCUGUACAAUGCUACAGCAAGAUAUCUCUUAUGUUCCUAAUUAAAAUUCCAUGCAAUAUGAACAAGUAGCGUUACCAGCCAUCUGAUAAAUCCACUUGCUUUGUUUUCAUUGUUCGUUCCCAGAAGUCAUCAAGUGAGAUAAUGAUUCCGUCAGCAGAUUCUCUUGAAAAUCUUGUUUCUCUGAAAGCUGUAGCGUGAGCAGUUUAUCUGGAUGGAAACGUCUUCCCCUUUGCUGCCAUCCUAUGGCAAGUCGCUGCAGCAAGCAUGGUGCAGGGUGAAGGUGCAAUAUGAAAUGCUGUCUUAAGAGGGUAGCAGAGGUUACUCACUUCUCUUUUCAGUGUUUAACAGAUUCUUCACCUCCCUCCCACACUUCGUAAGGGAGGGCUAUUGGGUUGGUCUUGUUAUAUCAUUCCUACUGAGACGUAUUCCUGCAUGUCGUGUUGCUGCACAAAGAUCGAGGUACUGAUGGCUUACCCUUGCUUUCUUUUCCAACCUGGUAUUUAUUCUUCAGCUGGUGAUACCGCUGCCUUGAAGCAGUAACAGUGAGAAAUCAUAAGAACCAACUUAACGUGGGUGACAUUAGUGGGAAUUCCUGGUCCCUCUCAGAAAUGGGAUGUUGAGGAGUGCGCUGUGACCAUUGCCCGUUCACUGCGACAGAAAGCGUGUCUUCCUUCCCUGGUUGUUAGGCUGUUCAAAUUGUCUAUAUGAUGUGUUAAAUCAUUAAAAAUAUAUCUGUGUUCCAGAAUA
Molecule: messenger RNA, 2956 nt
Organism: Numida meleagris (helmeted guineafowl)
Lineage: Eukaryota; Metazoa; Chordata; Aves; Galliformes; Numididae
Gene: SPRING1
Product: chromosome 14 C12orf49 homolog
Exons: 5
Coding region: 92-709 (205 amino acids)
Biological process (GO): positive regulation of SREBP signaling pathway
Source: RefSeq, a predicted model, not a curated record